Molecule: messenger RNA, 1938 nt
Organism: Selaginella moellendorffii
Lineage: Eukaryota; Viridiplantae; Streptophyta; Lycopodiopsida; Selaginellales; Selaginellaceae
Exons: 3
Coding region: 1-1938 (645 amino acids)
Source: RefSeq, a predicted model, not a curated record
AUGAAGAUCGUGCGGUCCCUGACGAUUCUAGGGCGCCACUGCCUUCCUAUAAGAGGGUUUCAAGAUAGGGUUUCAGCUAGCAAAAUGGACGCGGAAUUGGCUAAGGUGCAGGCUGAGAAAAGAUUCCCCAGCCGCUUGGAUCUGCGGCUCAAGAAGCGCGAUUUCUCUGCCCUUCAGAGUGGCAAUCAAUGUCUGGCGGAAAAAAAGAAAGCGCAGCUGCGGAAGGAGGAAGGGCAGCUGCGGAAGAAGGAAGAACGGGAACGGCUGCGGGAGGAAAACCUCCUCCUCCUCAGAAGUAAUGUGCCCCAUGGAAUCCACGGAUCUGGUGUACCAGCUGGUGUGGCGGCCCUUGCAAGGGCUACUGACACUCCAGAUUCUAAAUUCUGGAUUCUAGAUAGCGAUGCACUGGGAGAUUAUGGCCAACCUUUCCUGCUUUGGAAACGAAAGGCGUAUGCGAGUCUAGAAUCAAAAAUCGUGGAGCGGCUCAACAACUUCACUUCUUUCAUCGUCCUAGGCACUGCAGGGAUAGGGAAAACGUUCUUUGGCUACCACUGGAUUAUUAGGCUGGGCCAAAUGGGGCAUGAAAAGGUGCUAUACAAGGAUGGGAAGUUUGUCUACAUCCUGAAUUUGCGAAGGCGGUGUGCUGAAGGUCGUUAUGACGUGAGUGACCAAAUUAUAUGCGAAAUGCUGGACGAUCCGUCGAUGUGGCUAGUGAUAAAUGAGAAGCAGAAGACGCCUUUCCCUCGCAGAUGUCGAGUUCUUUUGGUUCCCUCAUCUAGGGAGAAAAACUACAAUGAGUUUGGCAAGGGGGGGCUUUGUUGCAUGCUUUAUAUGUCGGUGUGGUCUAGGGAGGAGAUUGGGAAAUUCCUUGACGACUUUGAGCCUUACCGAACUAGUUACGGGAACAUGAAUGUGGUGGACAGAAAGGAAGGGUUUGACAACUUCGAUUAUUUGGGUGGAGUUCCUAGGUAUGUACUGCGUGCAACAAAGCUGAAUGAGGGGAAGGCCAUGGCCAAGACUGCGGUUGUGUUGUUCGGAACAAGUGUAUCCAGAGCGGGCACGGUUUUGUCAGGAGGGUACGUGGAAGACGUCAGCGACUGGAUUCUGCACAUUGUGGCAACUGAGGACCACGGCGAAAAGACAUAUCAGUUUGCAAGCGAGGCUUUGAUAACAGAGCUUGGGAAUCAGUAUCUGCUUGCUGGACCUGUGCGUGUGGUGGAAUUUCUGAAAGAAACAUUCAGCUGCUCUUGGGUGGGGGCUUUGUGGGGGAGGCUUUAUGAACCUCUUGUGCAUAGGCUGCUGUUGAAGGGUGGUGAUUUUGUUAUCAAGCCAGUUUACGCUGAUGGAAGCUCCGGUCCUGAGACUUCCCAUCAUAUUGGACCUCAUAUCAUGCUAGAGGCAAGUUCUGCUGGUGAGUUUCAAGGAAAGAUAGGGAUGGGCAAGUAUGUGAAACCAACUUCUGAAGUCUUUCCGAGCAUUGAUUCUGCUAUGGAUAAAGACAUUCUCAUUCAGGUCUUCAAGAGACUGGAUGGAAAACACGGCUUUAAAGCGAGUGACUUAGAAAUGGUGGAUGCUGCGUUGAAGAGAUCAAGCUACAGGUUGUGGUCGUGUGUUCCGAAAGAGACGUUUCCAGGAACAGGAUGGCAGCAAUACAAGAAUAAUAAAGAUGGAGUCUAUGGGAAAAGAAAUGCAGUAUUUGGGAAGAGGCGCCAGUUUGUUGUUCAAGUGGACUACGAGGAUGCACAAAUUGCAAAAGGAUGGAAGAAGAGUCCAAAGAUCAAGCUCCGGAGAAUGAAAAGAAAACGAAGCAAGCGUACCUUUACAGCUUCAGAAAUAGUUUCUCGGACGAACGAAACAAGAAAUUUACGGCACGAUCACAUCUCGCAAGUUGCCAAGACUUGUAGCAGCAAAGACUGCGCUAAAAACAUAGUCUGCUGA